AAGAUGAAUCCAUUAGAUUGAGGGACAUUAUAUUAACGUAUAAAUGAGGGAAAGUAAACGGAUUAAGAGAACUUUCAUUUAUUCCUUGUGCGUUUAUAAACCAAUAAUUAACAAAUAAUAUGAUAUAUAAUAAUUGCUGGACAAGCUAGUAAAGUAUUACAUGAACUUAGCUAUUCUGAAUAUGUUUUAUUUUUCCAAUCUUCAUCGAUCUUCGAAACGGGCUGACCCUUUAUAUAAUAGAUUGUUCACACGAAAAUCAAUGUUUACGUGUCGACAGCGAGAAAAAUAAAGGAAAGUCAUCGAAAACAGAGGAAAUUACUCCAAUUAAUGAAGUAAGGGGCUUGGGGAUGAAACAUGAGCUGGUUUAACCAAGCUAGUCUCUCAUCUUUUGCUAAAACAGCAUUGUCGACGGCGCAAAAAUCCAUUGACAAAGUUCUCGACAUUCAGGAUGAGGAAGGCGGUGACACCGGCAGUGGCACUCAGCCUGCCCGGAGCUCCGCGGGAACUGACCGACAGCCAUCGCUGUCAACUUCAGGUAUUGCCUCGGGCUCGGCUUCGGCGAGUUUGUCAGGGGAAGGAUACUCAUCUCCAGUCCCAGGGCAGCAAGUUACCUCAGGCUCAGAAAUUACAAGAUCUAAGGCUAGCAAGAUUACCCCUGAAGAUGACACAUUUUUCAAUUCCUUCCUCUCUGGGAGUGAACCUACAAGCCAGCCAAAGAAAACCUUGGGCAAGAAACUUCAGACACCAGUGAAAGUGGAAGAUGCUGCCAAGGAAAGUCAUGGUGAGAAACCUACUCGAUUAUCUUCAAUGUCAGCAAAGAGCUCAAAGACCAAGAGCAAGAUUCCAUCACAAGACAGUGAUGAUUCCGAUGAAAGAGAUACAGAGAGGAGAGUUGGAAAGUCCAUCAAGAAAUCCCAUUUGGGUUCAAGGAAGGCAGACAGCAGAGAAGCAAAGAGUGAAGCUGUGUUGCAACCCUUGCAUGUUGAUGUAGGACUGCCUGAGCCAGUUUUGCCACAGAGUACUGCUCCUCCAACAGAAGGUGUUCCUGAAACCCCCAAGGAGGACUCCAUAGCUAACCAGGACUCGAGCAUCCCAGAGUCAGAGGAUAGUGCAAUAAAUCCUGAAAUUGUCAAGUCAACAGAGAGCUUCUUGUUGGUAAAGUCAUCAGAUGCUCGAGAACUUGAAGAAGAGAAUGACAACAUGAUGGACAAACCUCUAGGGCAAAGCCUCGAGAGUAGUAAUUCCACAAGUACUGGUACUGUUGAGGCAGGUGAAGAUGAAGUAGAAAAGUCUAUCCCAAGUCGCUGCAAGAGUAGCGACCUUGACACAAAGUCAGAAUCAGAGAACACCGAUGAACAGACGUCUGUCAGGAGUGAUAGUGACUUUGUUGUGAUAAAUGAACAUACAGCCAGUGAGCAGUCUUCUGUCUAUCUUUACGACACCAGGGAGUCGCCAGAGAAUGCAUCUCCAAAGCACUAUUCAUCAUCCUCGAAUGGGAAGCGCAGUCCCACUGAUAGUGACUUUAGUAUCAUCUCCGAAGGGCGCUUCAAUGAUAUGCAGGAUCCUAUCCAUGCCAGUGCGCAGAGCCAAGAUGUUGGAAACAUCGUCGAGCAGGCCUCCAUGGCUCUUAUUCACCGUGUGUCUCCUUCAUACUCAGCCGAUGUUGAGUCAGAAGAUCAGGACGAUAAACUGACUCCAUCCUCGAGCACUGACGAGCGUCCUAGGUCCAGUUCAGAAGAGGGGAAUAUCAUCCAGGAAGAGCGUACCUCCACACCUACCCCUAAGGACUCUCAGAGCCAUAAAUCAUCGCCACAGUCACCUCAGGAAGAGGACACACCAAGAUCUGUAAAUGAAGAUACCUUGAAAGCAGCCAGUCCUGAAGGUGAGGAAGGGUUUGACCAAAACAGUGCAACUCAACCACAAAAACUACUUAAGAAACUAGCUGAGAUGGCCCAAGUGCUAGAAGCAAGAGAAGCUCAGAUAAUUCAUCUCAGUCAACAAAACGGUGAACUGCAGGAAUCUGUUACAGAUUACAAAAAUCAAGCAGCACUGGCAGAGGAAAAGUUGAAAAACGAAACAUACGAUCUUCAAAACCUGACUGAUGAGUUCACCCAACGGAUCAGUUCUAUGGAGAAAAAAUUACAACUGGCAAAUAGAGAAAGGGAUCAAUUUAAGAAAGAUUCACAAAAGAUGCAGAAGGCUCUAAAUGACAUUGAGAAGAAUGAUAUUACCAGUAAGGUGUUAUCUGAGAAAGAUGAGCAGAUCUCAGAGCUGAUGAUAGAGGGAGAGAAGCUCUCAAAACAGCAGCUCCAGAAUUCAAACGUCAUCAAGAAACUCAGGGCCAAGGAGAAGGAGACGGAUAAAUUACUUAAGACACAAAAGGAACAGUUGGAUCAAGCAGAGACAAGAGUUUCUCAUCUAGAAGAAGUCUUAGAUGCCAAAGAAGAUGUAGAAAAGAAACAAAAAGAUGCCAUUAAGACAUUGAAUACUGCUGUUGAGAAGCAAGAAAAAGAGAUUUUGAAUCUCAAGUCUGAAUUGGAAGAAGGGAGAGAGAAAGUACGCAGCACACAACAUGCCUUAGAUGCCUCCUACAAGGAAAUUGCAGAGCUCCAUCGAAGCAUUGCGGCCAAGGAAAGCAAGGUACAGGAGACUGCCCUCAGUGUUGAGAUGAAUGCCAAGGAGGAGCUGAAGCUAGCUUUAGAUCGAUCUCAGCUAGAGGCAAGGAGACAGCAUGAAGGACUCCUACUUCAGGUGAAUGAUCUCCAACUGAGCCUGAACCGUGCCGAUCAGCAGAAUGCUCGUAAGGAAGACGCCUUCAGACAAGAGAUCUCUGACCUUCAGCAGAGGUUACAGGAAGCUGAGGCACGCAACCAGGAGCUAAGUCAAAGUGUCACUGCAGCUACAAGACCGUUGCUCAGACAGAUUGAGAAUCUACAGGCCACCUUCAACGCACAGUCAUCGUCGUGGGAACAGGUUGAAAGGAGUCUGACGGAACGUCUCAGCGAGGCGCAGACGCAGCUAGCUGUGUCGGCCGAGAAGGAGAGAGGUGCUCAGGAGGCGGCACUGGAAGCCAGCUCUAAGGUGGCUGCUCUAGAGUCACAGUUAGCCAUGCUAAGACAGGAGAAGUCUAGGUUGAGGGCACUGCUAGAGAUGGAGAAAGCUAGAGUGGAGAGUCUGGAAGAAAGCAAAACAAGGGACUUUAGUCACAUGGAGAACCAGCUGCAGAAUUACCUGAGAUCCUUCGAGGAGGCUCAGCAGCAGAAAUCCAACCUGGAGAAACAGCUCCAGCUAGAACACAUCAAGGUGGAGACGGAGAGGAAGAAGCUUAGUCUAGCCCAGGAGGCGCUCGAGGAAAAGGAGAGACGGCUACAGCAGUCUGAAGAGAACUCAGGUUCACCGAGUCCCAGUUCACGAGCUAGCACCCCCGUCCAUUCUGAUUUCAGACCGUCCUUCAUCACUAGUAUAUCAAGGACACCCUCACAGAAUGAAAUAUUGGAGAGGACGAUGUCCAUGAGUAUGACUGGCUCGGUGUAUGAUAGUGUUGUGUCUGGGUCAGCUACAUCUAUUAUUGAAAGUCUACAAUCGCAGCUGAAACAGAGAGAAGGGGAAAUAUCACAACUACAGUCGGAAAUCUUUCAACUGGAAAGAACGAGAUCAUCGAUGGCUGAAGAGAUCGUAAAGCUGACCAAUCAAACGGACAGACUGGAAGAAGAAGUUAGUUAUGUACCUGAACUUAGAAUACAGCUAAAGGACCUCCAACAUCGUUAUAAUGCAGUGCUUCAGAUGUAUGGUGAAAAGGCAGAGGAGGUACAGGAACUCAAACUAGAUCUACAAGAUGUCAAAGAGAUGUACAGACAACAGAUUGAGGAUUUAAUCCGAGGAUCAACGUAAUAUGGGAAACAUUGGUUUCUGAUAUGAAGUUAUAUCAAGACCCAUCCUGCUUUUCAUUUUUGAAGAGGAAUUGGAUUUCAUGUGUACUACAUGCUGACAUCUAAACUGCCUGUUAAGGAUAUCCAUAGGAGGCUCUUUGGAAGUUAUCUUUUGGGUUUAAGAAGACUUUGAUUUCUGUCUUUUGUAGUGAAUGAUUCCUGGAUCUGCUGCGUUACUUGACCCACUGUGAUGUUUGGAAUGCAUGAUGGUUUUUAGGCAUCUCUCUUCAUUUUUUUUACUAGAUAUAUAUGUUACAUAUUUAUAACUUUUUUAGCAUGAUUUUGUGAUCAUUUAACCUAGUCAUCAUUUUCAAUAUGAGGUAUGUACUAUUAUUUCCUAUUUCUUUGAAAUUUGAAAAUUAGACUAAAGAAUUUUAAUUUGUAAUUGGAGGAUUAAUAAAAACAGUUACUGUAUCUAUAGUAUGAAUAACUUCUUGUUGGAAGUGACGAUGGUUUAUUGUGAUGAUGAUGAUGAUGAUGAUAUGAUGAUGAUGAGAUGGUGAUGAUAUGAUGAUGGUGAGAUGAUGGUGAUGAUUGAUGGUGAUGAUGGUAUCACAUUCAUUCAGGCUUGAACAAAGUUCAAAAUAAUCAGAUUAUUCGUUUUUAGACUAAUUAGAUAAUCUACCAGAGUGGUAUGUUACUCCUUUUUUGUUUAAAAAAAUAUGAUACAACUAUCUGCCAUUUUGCAAGUACAUGUAUGAUGUGCCAUUCAAAAGGAGUGAUCUAAAAAAAGAUUGCUUGAUGAAUGUUAUUUUGAUUGUUUGAAUUCAAAAUGUGUACAUCUUUACUAUAUUUUGAAGAAAAUUAAUAAGUGCUGCUUCAGUAUCCUCUCUUACUCAUCAUUUUCAGAAAGUAUCGAGUCAUUUGGUAAUAUAAACAUGAGACUAAUGGAGACAUUGCAAGAAACCUGCAAUUAAUCGCAAGUCAAGUUUGGGUUCAAAAUCAAUGAUAAAUCUGGCAAUAAUUUGCCAUUUUGCACUUGGUUGCCAGUCUGCUUCUUGCAUCAAGCAAUGAUAAUCAGUUUGCUUAAGUUAUGAUUGAUAUAUCAAUUGUAAAUUUGAAUUUGCAAUUGAUUUCAAGUAUUUUCUUGCAACAUCCCUUAAGACUGAUGUCAUGAAGGACACAUUAAACACAUUAUCAUGGCUUGGCCCAAUAACUCUUGAUGCAAAGCCAAAAGAAUCGGACAAGACACACCAGAAAAAAAAAAAGUGUGCGUAUACUGCGCUCAUUUUUGAUACCUCAAUAUAUCUAUCUCAGUACCAAAAACUACUUCAAGGAACGUAGUCACUAAAAUCCUUAAAUUGGCAACCGAGGGUAAUGUCAAAUCACUGCCUCUCAACUAAAAUUGGCAAAUUGGGAACUUCUACAUAAUUUUUUUCAAUCUCUUAUUUCUGAUGUAUACAUUAAAGUAUAAAAGGAAAGUUUAACAAUAAGAAUAAGUAUUAGUGUUGCCAAUUUGAGGAAUAUAAGAUGAUCAAACAAUGCUUUGAGUAAUUGAGUAUCGUUAAACAAGAUGCAUGGCUUCAGAAAAUUUUCUUGAGAGUUGAAUAUCUGAUGAUUUGUGCAAUUUGAGCAGAAUUUUAAAUGAAUAGAAAGAAAGAUAUAUUUGCAGAACUUUUAUUAUUUUUAGAUCACUGCUAUUCAAAGAUAUUCAGUAAAUUAGCAAUGUGAAAUUCCAUGUGUAGUAGUGAUGUACAUGUAUUAUUGAAUUAUUAUGGGUUUAUUUCCAAUGAAUUUUGGUAAUUCUUACUUUGUACAACGACUUGAUUAUGAGUUUCUUCCAAGAGAUGUUAUGAUAGGGUCAUAUACUUCUUUUAAUUGUAGUAUUUAUAUCAAAUUAUCGUCCAUUUUUGUAUGAUAAUUACUAUUCAAGCUUUUUUGUAUACUCUGUAUAAAAAAUUAAAUAUAUGUAUAUCAUGAUAAAUCUCUGUCUAAAAUUUGAUAUGAAGAAGGAUUAUCUCUUGUGUGAUCUUUAAAUGCACUUUAAAUUGGCAAUUUUAUUUUGUUGAACAUUAUUGUGUCAGCUAUGUUCAUCACAAAGUUUGUCUGUAGAUGCAUUAGCACCUUGCAUCAGUGAAAAAUAUGCCGAGAUUUCUGUUCAAUUUAUUUAUUUGCAUAUAACACAGCAACAUAAAAUUGAGAUUUUUUUAAUGAAUUUAGAUUGUUCUAUUUUAUGUAAUGAAUGCAUUGCCAGCAAUACACAUUACAUGUAUUUGGGGGCAAUGCAGCCUCAUUCCAUGAAUUUGAGAAGUGAUUUUACAUGCACUUCUGAUUCAUAUUAUAUUAUUACGUUUAUACUGUAGUACAAACCGUAGAGGACUUUUUUUUUCUUUCACAUUUCAGUGUUGGAUUUAUUUCACUGUAAUCCUGCUUCCUGGCUGGUGAACAUGUUUUAUUGCUAGUAAAAAAGUAAUUUUCUUUCAUACUUUUACAAAUGAGUAAGAACCUACAUGCCUGUGGCUUGUACUCCUGUCUGAAGGACUUUGCAAUUUACUAUAAUAGCUUGCCAAAUGGUAAUGCAGCAUGGAAUUAAGAGUUCAGUAUCCUGUCUCAGAGCUUAAUCACUGAUUUGCAUGAUGGAAAGACUGGCAGAUCCUUUGAUAUUAAUCUCUACUUUUACUACCGUUUUGCUUUUAGUUAUGAAGAGGUGAAUUUUAGGAAUGUAAAGAAGCCAUAUGCCCAUGAAGAUGAAGUGUAUUCACUGUUUAUUUACACCUGUGGGUAAAAGCUAGCCUUAGUGAAAGGAAAUGAUAAUAGUUGAUAUUGGAAUAUCCAAUUACAAACUUUAAACACUGGUGAAAUUAACAGUCCGAUAUUAUUGAAAAAGGCUAUAUUUUCCAUUGUACUGUAUAUGAUAAAUAAUAUUGGAUACCCUUAUACAUUUAUUUCAGAUUUGCUGCUUAAGUCCCUUUGAUAAUAUCCCAUCCUUUGAAGGUGAACUAUUGGAAAGCUUACAGUGACAUCACUUGUGUCAAACUAUCUAUGUGUAUUUCCACUUGGAAUAUAAUUAGAUUGGAUAAGACAUCAUGUUCGUUCUUUUUUUCUUGUAUAGAACUCAUUUCAAAUUCAUAUUAUCUGAAAAGUAUAAUGUACAAAAAUAUCAGGCUUUGAGAAAGUAUAGUGGGAAUUGGUAUGGCAAUUACUAUUUUUUCCGCAGAAGGGGCGAAGCCCUGAUGGAAUAAUAGUUGUAUAUAUUGCCAGUCCAACCGAUGUUGUUUACGUCAUAUUAUAUUUCUUAUGUUAACUGUGGUCUUUCCUCAUGCUUUAAUGAGGAAAAAAUUUAUUAUAGUUAUAUUCCCAGACAGGUAUGAGUGAUACGGGUGCCAAAUGAGCUGAUUUAUUGAACAUUUAUGUUGCAUUUGGCUAUCCAUAGUUAAACUCACAAAUUCAGACUAGAAUUUAAGUUAAACUCGAGUUGAGAAUUCAGGCCUAUGACAUCGUUUGUUUACCCAGGCUUGAUUCUUCAGCUAUGAAGAGAUUUCCAGUGGGCCCGGCAAACAUAUUGAAUGACAUGUUUAUUAGUCUUAAAUGUUCCUUUAUAUCAUUGUAUGGUUUAGUGAUCUUUUUUUUUUAUCUGAUUGCUAAGAAUUCAUGAAUGCUUGUAAGCAAGCAGCCAGGGGAGCGGCGGCUUAAGGUCCUCUCCGAGGGAUCUGGUAAUCAGGAUUAAUGCCUUACUAAAGGGCACUAGCACACCAGGUGGGAAUAGAACCCGGGUUCACGGAUUUUAAAACCACUGCUCUACUUGCUGAGCUAUCAUGUCUUCUAUCAAAUAUGAUUUAUAGUAUCUUUGGCUUACAUUUCAUUUGGCAAUAUUCAAAGCAAUAUCGCUUGCUAUGAGGUCUAACUAGGUAUGGUUGUAGUAUUUUUCUAUUAUGUUAUUUCAGUGAUACAAUGUUUUGAUGUAGAUAUUAUUUCAUGUAAGCUUAAGAUCUGUUUAGGUGUACAGUGUAUGGCUGAUUUAUUUCGAGAUUUGCAUGCCAUGUAUGUUAUUAUGUCCAUUAUCAUACUGAAAUUUAAGUAUCCAUUUUCUCAUCAAAGUCACAAGCCAGUUACAGGUUAAAGCAAUCAUCCUUAAAUCUAUGAUUUCAGCCCCGCCUGUCACGAAAUAUAAUGUUAGAAUGAAUGUGAUUUGCCUGUUGAAUGAUUUUAAUUUCAAGACUUUGGAAGGGUUUUGUUGAUUUUCACUAAUGAAUUUGGUCUUAGCCAAUCAGAAACUAGGAUUUCCGUAGCUUGUAACAAUAGUCUCUGAAAUUCACUGUCUAUUUGUUUCAUUAAAUGCCCCUUAAAGUGUAUGAACAGAACAUUACAAAUUCCACAAUGUUUGAUGCCAUGGUUUCCAAUUGCAUUCAUAUUACAUGUACUUGUGUCAGAUCAAAGUUCAGUAAUUUAUUGACAUAAGCAUUGUGAUUAUAAGAACAUAUCGUAGUAUAUUUUUAAUGUAAAAGAAAUUCUUCUGUGAUUGAAAAUGACUAUUUGUAUUUUUAAUCAAUUGUUUGUCGGUUGUCAAUGUUAUUCAAUGGAGAAUCAGGGGCCUGUGUCAUAAAGGACUUGCAACUGUUGUAGCUUUGCCAUUAUGGCAACUACCAUGGUAACCUUGAUUCUGAUUGGCUGCUGAGCCCUGUUGCCAUGGUAUUUGCCAUAAUGGCAAAGUUACAACAGUUGCAAGUCCUUUAUGAAACGGGCCCCAGAAAUCAAUCUUGUCUACCCUUUAAUAAGAGGCUAGGUUUCUAUCUAAUGUGAUUAGUAAAAAAAAAAUGUAAAUUCUGAAGAAACUUUAA
Lytechinus pictus (painted urchin) is the source of this 8707-nucleotide messenger RNA. RefSeq names its product TATA element modulatory factor-like. Bases 355 to 3891 code for a protein of 1178 amino acids. The transcript has 17 exons. Gene Ontology annotation, cellular component: endoplasmic reticulum; Golgi apparatus. The record is from RefSeq and is a predicted model, not a curated record. NCBI's taxonomy places the organism in Eukaryota, Metazoa, Echinodermata, Echinoidea, Temnopleuroida, Toxopneustidae.